AGAAAUAAAGUUUGAGCUCUUUCUGAACGAGGCUGCGGAGUUCAGCUGGAACACAAACCAGAACAAGGGCGCCCACAUGCUUCAGCAUCAUCUCCAGUUUCCCCUGAAGAGGAAUUUUGCACAUCAUUGUGACAAAAGGGAUGAAUGAGGGCCGCUCCACUCUUCUCAGACGGUGCCACCUUGCCUUGUCCAAGGCCGACACCCUUGGCUCCGUCUCCGCCAGGGCUGCUCUUUCGGGAGACUCGGAAAAUGACGCGGCUGCCCAGUCUGACAGCGAGGCGGCCCUCGCCCUCUCUGAGCUCUCAGACCUGUUCGAAGGUGAGGAUGGCUCCCCGUCAACUCAGGACGCCGGUCAAGACCCCGUCCUGGUGCUGGUCCAGCCGGAUCAGCCUGCGGACAGCAGGCAGAACCUGCGGAUGAAGUUCCAGGGUGCUUUCAAGAAAGGCAUUUCCAACCCGAUGGAUCUUCUGGAAUCCACCAUAUAUGAGUCCAACGUGGUUCCAGGCCCAAAGAAAGCACCCAUGGACUCGCUCUUUGAUUAUGGUACCUAUAGAAACACGAGCAACCAGAAGAGACGCAGGAAGAAGCUCCCGAGAGGUAAAACCGAGGCGUCCUGUGAUGAGGACCGAAGCUCGGAUCCGCCGAAGGUGGUGAAGAUUUUCAACCGCUCCCUGCUCUUCGACUGCGUGUCCCGGGCAGACGCCGAGGCCCUCGACGGCCUCCUGGAGUACCUGCAGAGUCACGAGAAGAGGCUCACGGACGAGGAGUUUAGAGAGCUCUCCACCGGUAAGACGUGUCUGCCUAAAGCUCUGCUGAACCUGUAUGGCGGUCAGAACCCCACCAUCCCACUGCUGGUGGACAUCGCAGAGAAGACCGGGAACCUGCGAGAGUUCAUAAACACUCCCUUCAGGGACGUUUACUACAGAGGCCAGACGGCGCUGCACAUCGCCAUCGAACGGCGCAGUAAACAGUACGUGGAGCUGCUGGUGGAGCAGGGAGCCGACGUUCACGCCCAGGCCAGGGGACGCUUCUUCCAGCCCAGGGACGAGGGGGGCUACUUCUACUUUGGUGAGCUGCCCCUCUCGCUGGCUGCGUGCACCAAUCAGCCCGACAUCGUGCACUACCUGACCGAGAACCCACACAAGAAGGCCGACCUGCGGCGCCAGGACUCGCGCGGGAACACGGUGCUGCACGCGCUGGUGCACAUCGCCGACAACACCAAGGACAACACCCGCUUCCUCACAAAGAUGUAUGACCUUCUGCUGAUCAAGAGUGCCAAGCUGUACCCAGACUGCAGCCUGGAGACGGUGCUCAACAAUGACGGCAUGUCGCCUCUCAUGAUGGCUGCCAAACUGGGCAAGAUCGGGGUUUUUCAGCACAUUAUCCGCCGUGAAAUCAAGGAUGAGGAAGUUCGUCAUCUGUCACGUAAGUUCAAGGACUGGGCCUACGGACCGGUGUACUCGUCCCUCUAUGACCUGUCCUCAGUGGACACAUGUGGAGAGGAGCCAUCGGUGCUGGAGAUCCUAGUCUACAACAGCCGUAAUGAGAACCGCCACGAGAUGCUGGCAGUGGAGCCCAUUAAUGCGCUGCUGAGAGCCAAAUGGCAGAAGUUUGCUGCCGUCACUUUCUACAUCAGCGUGGUUUCCUACCUCAUUACCAUGAUCAUUUUUACCCUGGUGGCCUAUUACCACCCAACACAAGGAGUGCCUCCGUAUCCGUACAUCACAUCGUCUGACUACCUGCGCAUGGCGGGAGAGAUUGUCACGCUGGCGUCAGGAAUCUUCUUCUUCCUCACCAACAUUAAGGAUCUCUUCCUGAAGAAAUGCCCGGGGGUGAAGUCCUUAUUUAUUGAUGGAUCCUUUCAGCUCCUGUACUUCAUCUACUCUGUGCUGAUUGUAGUCACCGCCGCUCUCUACCUGUCCGGCAUCGAGGCGUACGUCACCGUGAUGGUGUUCGCGCUGGUCCUGGGCUGGAUGAACACGCUUUAUUUCACCAGAGGCCUGAAGCUCACCGGCACCUACAGCAUCAUGAUACAAAAGAUUCUUUUCAAGGACCUCUUCAGAUUCUUGCUGGUGUAUGUGCUCUUCAUGAUCGGCUAUGCAUCAGCCCUGGUGUCGCUGCUGACGGUGUGUCCCCCGGCGGGCACGGAGUGCGAAGGGGGCUGCCCCACCUACCCAAACUGCAGAGACCCCGACACUUUCAGCACCUUCCUGCUGGACCUUUUCAAGCUGACCAUUGGGAUGGGAGAACUGGACAUGAUCCACAGCGCUCAGUAUCCUGCAGUCUUCCUCAUCCUCUUAGUCACUUACAUCAUUCUCACCUUUGUGCUGCUGCUCAACAUGUUGAUCGCUCUGAUGGGGGAGACGGUGGGGGAGGUUUCCAAGGAGAGCAAGAAGAUCUGGAAGCUUCAGUGGGCGACGACCAUCUUGGACAUUGAGCGCUCCUUCCCAGUCUGCCUUCGCAAGUCUUUCCGAGCUGGUGAGAUGGUGACUGUGGGCAGGAGCUCGGAUGGCACUCCAGACCGACGCUGGUGUUUCAGGGUGGAUGAGGUGAACUGGUGUCACUGGAACCAGAAUCUGGCGAUAAUCAAUGAGGAUCCUGGCAAGAGUGAGACCGUCCAGGCCAAUGGUUUACAGCAGGGUGUUAGAGCCCUGAGAAGAGAUCGCUGGUCCACUGUGGUCCCGCGGGUGAUGGAGUUGAGCAAGGGUCCUCGGCCUCGUGAUCUGGUGAUAGAGAUGGAACCUCUGACAUCCAGGCACUGAUGCAUGCAGAGGACUCGCGCUGUCCUUGUUAUAAAGAGGCAGCAGAAAGCCAUCAGCGUCAACGAGAUCACUCUGCAGGGGACAAUUUGGCCAAUAAGAGAUUCAAUUUGCACACAUCUCAUGCGCCUUUUGUUCAGGGGAAGGAAAGUGAAUACUAACAUGGACUUUUUCUUCCGGUUGAGUUAGCACUGGCACGUCUUACUUUUAAAGUGUUUUACAGUGUUUUUACUGUUCUCCAGUCUUGUCCUGUCUGCUCUCAUGCAGGUAACAUCAAGACACUUUUUUCCAUAUUCAACAUCAUUCAACGUCCUUACUCCACACACACCUGGAACUCCCUCCUUCUGUUUAUCAAUGAAAAGAAGAAUAAAAUCCACCACCAUCUUGGUUCCACUACCUCCCACCCUGUCAUCUUUUUUCCACCUUUGAACUCCUUCAUCCCUCUGUAAUCUCUGAGCUCAUCAUCAGGUCCAAGCCCUCCACCUCUCAGUCGGAUCCCCUCCCCACAGUCCUCGUUAAAUCCUGCCUUCCCUCUCUGCUCCCUCUCAUGUCAGCCAUCAUUCACUGCUCACUUUCCACUGGAAUUCUUCCUGCUUUCUUCAAAUCUGCAGCUGUGAGCCCCAUCUUGGAAAAAAAAAAAAAAAAACUGGUUUAGACCCAAAUGACUUCAAUAACCUCUCUCAUCUUCCCUUCAUUUCCAAGAUCUUAGAAAAAACUGUUGCUUCUCAACUUCAUUCCCAUCUUACCCGAAACAGCGUCUAUGAGCAGUUGCAGUCUGGUCUCUGUCCCUGCCACAGCACUGAAACAGCCCUCAUCUAGAUCACAAGCGACCUCCUCAUGGAUGUGGAUUCUGGUUUAGCCUUAAUCCUCAUUCUUCUUGAUCUGGUGUCCCCCAGGGCUGCGUCCUGGGGCCCCUGCUCUUCAUCUAUCUUCUCCCACUUGGCAAUAUCUUCCAUAAAUAUGGCAUCCACUUUCACUGCUUUACUGAUGACACCCAUCUUUACCUUUCCACUAAAACCAACUCCACUCCAUCCUCAGAAAUCAAUCCUGGUUUACCUCCAACUUCCUCCCCUCUUCCAGUUAAAAGUCUGAGUGUCAUCCUUGACAGCUUUCUUUCUUUCCACUCUCACAUCGAUAACAUAACCCGGUCUGCAAAUUCCCAUUUACGUGGCAUUAAUGGCCUCCACCCCUCUCUCACAAUGCCCCCCCACUAUCUGUCUGAUCUCAUCCAUACUGCCACGCCCUCUCUCUCGCUCCUCCAGGUCUUCCUCCACCGCUCCACGCCCUUCGCCCGUCUCGGCGCCAUGAGAACAGAGCUUUCAGUCACUCAGCUCUGGAACUCACCCCACCAGACAUCCAGAACACUGAGGCUUUUCCUCUCUGACAAUUUCAUAACCCAUCUGUUUCAAACUGCCUUCACACUGUAUAUUUUAAUCCUCUGUUACUUUCAUUUGUUGUCUUUAUUUAUUUUACCCUGUAAAGUGUCCUUGAGUGUUCUGAAAGGCACUGUUGAAAUCAAAUGUAUUAUUAUUGCUGAUGCAACAUUGUCAGGGUAAUAGUCCAGAGGACUGUGCAUGCAGAGACACUGGACGAACACGUUCCUAUAGAACUGCUGUUUCAGAAACAUAUAACACCGCUAAACACCAACCCCAAGAUAGAAGAAGAAGACAGGUGCAUUAUCAAGCUGUAAUUUGUUAGUGUUUAGUUGCUACAUAAGAGGAAACAUAAAUAUGUGCUGUACCUCUGAUCGCUCAGGGAUUUCAAGUAGUUUAAAAAAAAAAAAAAAACAUUCCAGCAGUUUUUUUGUCAUUAUAUUCCUA
Molecule: messenger RNA, 4579 nt
Organism: Salarias fasciatus (jewelled blenny)
Lineage: Eukaryota; Metazoa; Chordata; Actinopteri; Blenniiformes; Blenniidae
Gene: trpv4
Product: transient receptor potential cation channel, subfamily V, member 4
Exons: 17
Coding region: 141-2762 (873 amino acids)
Biological process (GO): actin filament organization; calcium ion import across plasma membrane; osmosensory signaling pathway
Cellular component (GO): plasma membrane; cilium
Molecular function (GO): calcium channel activity; protein binding
Source: RefSeq, a predicted model, not a curated record